Molecule: messenger RNA, 2367 nt
Organism: Trypanosoma cruzi
Lineage: Eukaryota; Euglenozoa; Kinetoplastea; Trypanosomatida; Trypanosomatidae
Product: protein kinase, putative
Exons: 1
Coding region: 1-2367 (788 amino acids)
Biological process (GO): protein phosphorylation
Cellular component (GO): nucleus
Molecular function (GO): cyclin-dependent protein serine/threonine kinase activity; ATP binding
Source: RefSeq, a predicted model, not a curated record
AUGGUCACAAAAGUGCCAAAGUCGGGCUCACUGACGCUUCGGCCAAAGUCACCGCGACAGGACCAACGGCGGCAAGAAGGCGUUGCUGCUGUCCCGCAUGGGCAAGAACAGCUGUCGUUGUUGUCAUCAUCCCAUGCAAUGAAUCAGAGGAAGUCGGGUAUCUGUAGUCGUAAUUCACCCGCCUCGAUACCACCACCACCACCAUCUUUGUCGUCAUUUUCUCUCUUUGGGAGCCGAGGGUGCCGCCUUCUCUCGAGGGCCGAAACGGGCGGCCAAGACGAAGAAGAAAACGAGGAGUUGGGCGGGGCGGGUAGCUGUGUUUGUUUGCUGGAACCAACACCUCCGCCUGCGGGAGGGGAUGUCUUGGAAGAAGCGCCGCUAGCACCACCGCCUAUACCCCCGCAGCAACAGGCACAGACACAGCAACAGCAACAGCAGCCAUGCGGUGGUGUUAUUGGUGAGAAGCGAGCCGAUUCUGAUGGACAUACUUCAUCGGUGAGGGGAACACGACUAAAACUACGGGGAGCAGAAAAAAGGCUCCAAGUUGCACCACCCGCAAUAUCGGGUGAUAAAGAAAAGGGUGCCGUCACAGAAGCAAGACGCAUUUUUCGGCUUUCACGACGUGCCACCGCCCCAACGGUGACAGAGGAACCAGAGAAUCGGCCAGAAAGUAAACCCUUGAAGGAAGAGGGAGAAGUGCCUUUACACGCCAGUGAUGCGUUGGCAUCGUCGCUAUCUCGACAACCGGGGGUUGCAACGGGGAUGCGGGAAUCCAACGGUGAAGUGAAGGAGGGGGAGGAGGCGUCUUCGAGGGCGGGUGUGCCGCAGCAACCGCCUUUGGUGCCCCCAACGACCGCUCCGAUGAACUCCACUGGGGCGGAUGGCCCGCCGACGGUAAGACGUCAACGGAAUUCCACGGAUUGGGUGGAAUCGAUGUCGCCCACACCAACACCGCAGGGUCUGUAUAGUUGUGGUUGCUCGCCGAGUAUGCGUCGCCACAGUAAGACGGGGGUUCCUUUACCCCUCGGCCCCACGCCGCUGGAUUUCAGCUCCGUCACGGAAUAUGUUGAGACAAAGUACGAAAUGAGGACAAAAAUCAGUGAGGGGACCUACGGCGAGGUGUACAUGGGGCGUUGCCGUGCAACCGGGGAGAGCGUGGCGUUAAAGAGGUUAAAGGUGCUCCAUGGCCUAGAUGGGUUUCCUAUCACCUCGCUUCGAGAAGUCAUUGCCUUGCGACAUAUCAACAACGCACGCGAAAAUGCUGCCACUUCAGAUGGGAACCGAGACAACAAAAAGGAUCCCAUUGAGGAGGUUAUAAGCCUUCGGGAUGUCUUAUUGUCACGCAAUCAUCAUGACAUUUAUCUUGUGUUUCCGUAUUCAUCCUGCAGCAUCGCUGGUCUGCUUCAACGACGAUUUCCCUUUACAGAAAGGGAAAUUGUAUAUGUGUUUAAAAAACUUCUCCGGGCGCUUAUGAAACUGCAUGCUAUGGGUAUUAUUCACCGUGAUGUAAAGGCCGACAAUGUUUUGAUUCACCACGACGGACGGGUGCAGCUUGGGGACUUCGGCUUGUGCGUCUUUGAGGGAUCGGGUCGACGUGCCUUGACGCCAAGUCUUAUCAAUCUUUCGUAUCGGCCACCCGAAAUGCUGUUAGGAAUCACUUCUUACGAUGUAAAGGUGGACAUCUGGUCUGUUGGUUGCUUUCUCGCCCAAAUGUAUCUUAGAACUCCACCGUUUUUUCUCGCACACCGAAGGCACGCAGGAGGAGGAGGAGGAGGAGGAGGAGGCGCGCGUCGGCAGCCCGAAACGGACCCCAAUCGGCGCACAGAGACCGAAUUGGAGCAGUUGUCGCUCAUCACGGAUGUUCUUGGGCCGCUUUCAAGUGCUGGUCCCGAUGCAUUUCCUCAGGAACGAUGUCAGCGUUUUGCGCAGCUUGAGCAGCUGCGGAGGGCCCUUGCCACCAACUCCGCCACCUCCUUGUCUUCCUCCACCCCAUCGCUCGGGUCACUCUUUCAGCCGAGUUUUCUGUACUCGGAGUUCAAUGGCUUUGCGGCGUGGUUCAUGGCAACAGCGGAGCACCGCCGACGCGACGCAUCGCAUUUGCUUCCGUCGAAGGAGUGCAUCGAUGUGUUGGCGGCCAUCUUUCAGCUCGAUCCGCGCAAGCGACCAACGGCGGCGCAGCUGCUGGAAAUGCCGUUCUUUCAACUUCACCGUACCGGACCGCGACGGGCCGUGCCGCAUGUCGAAUUGGAGAAGGAACGGCUCUCAGAAGAUGAAGUUGUGGAGAGACACAUUCAACGUGAGAUUGUCGAGAAGUUGGUGCUGUACCACGACAGUCACGUUGCACCGUCCACAGAAGGAGGCAAGUAG